Nilaparvata lugens (brown planthopper) is the source of this 5995-nucleotide messenger RNA. It is a transcript of the gene Ehbp1, whose product is annotated as EH domain-binding protein 1. Gene Ontology annotation, molecular function: protein binding. The coding region runs from base 52 to 2883 and encodes 943 amino acids. The transcript has 25 exons. The record is from RefSeq and is a predicted model, not a curated record. NCBI's taxonomy places the organism in Eukaryota, Metazoa, Arthropoda, Insecta, Hemiptera, Delphacidae.
UAAUGUUUUGCACCCAUUAUUUCAGUGGCAAAGGUGAUUUUUGCGUGAACGAUGACGUCUGUGUGGAAACGACUUCAGAGAGUAAACAAACGAGCGGCUAAAUUCCAGUUCACUGCUUCCUAUCACCAAAUUACUCUUGAAACUACUUCGAAAUGGAAGCCGACCAAGUUGAGCGUGGUGUGGACGCGCCGGAGCCGCCGGGUGGUGUCGGAGGUGCAGUCGUGGGAGCCACUGAUGAGCGAGCCCCUCAAGGGCAUCGCCGUCUGGCCUGUGCCCGAGAACAAGCAGGUGUCGGUCACACUCUUCAAGGACCCCCGCUCUCAUCAACUCGAGGACAAGGAGUGGACUUUCCUCAUUGAAGAUGUGAGCAAUACUGGUAAACGAAGGCAAUUAGCUGCUGCAAAUAUCAACAUGAAGAAAUACGCUAGUGUGGACUCCAAUCGCUUUGAGAUCAAUUUGGAAUUGAAACCGACCACUAAGAAAAUAACGUCAUGUAGUUUGGAGUGCACCAUGUCGUGUGUACUUCUACGAGAAGGAAAAGCAACCGAUGAAGAUAUGCAAUCCAUGGCUAGUUUGAUGAGCACAAAUAAUAAUAGUGACAUCGCUCCUUUGGAAGACUUUGACGAAGAAGAAGACGUUGAUGACUGUUCAUUGAAAAAUAAUUUGGAUCAAGUAUUAGAUAUGACAAGCCAGUUGGAAAAAUUGACAAACAGCCUAAGUGGAUCAGAAAUAGCUAGUAGUGUCGCUAGUCUUCGAGAAGAUAUCACCCCGAUAGCCGGUGAUGCGAAACCGUUUCCUGCACUGUCUCGAGACACAAGUAGGCACGACUUGGAUACACCAGAAAAUAGAACUAAUAAGACACCUGCGUCAACAAAUAGUAUAUCUACAAGUGAGGAGAAUCAAUCAAAAAAUAGACUGAACUUGCAACCUCUCAACUUGAAAGAGCCCGAUGGGAAUCUUCGCGCUUCAUUCCGAAUGGCCCGCGAGAGCACGCCUGGUCAGGAUCUGUUGGAAUGGUGCAAAGAGGUCACCAAAAAGUAUCCCGGAGUCAAAGUUACCAAUCUCACCACAUCCUGGCGCAACGGACUCGCCUUUUGUGCUGUUGUACACAAUUUUAGACCUGACCUUAUUGAAUUCGACUCGCUCUCACCGCAUGAUGUGAGGGGAAAUUGUAAGACUGCGUUUGACGCCGGCGAGGCGCUGGGAAUAUCGCGGGUCAUUGACCCCGCUGACAUGGACGUUCUCGCCGUGCCUGACAAAUUGGCUGUUAUGACUUACCUCUACCAACUCCGGGCACAUUUCACUGGACAUGAGUUGGAAGUGCAGCAGAUUGGGAAAACGGCAGAUGAGUCUUCGUACAUGAUUGGUCGCUUCAAUACGGAUCCCGAUUCUGACGUCACAGUUCAACUUUUCGGUCAAGAGAUUAUGAAUCUCCGUUCCAAACGUUUAGAAUCCGAUAAUAAAUCAAGCACCAACAGUAAAAGGAGUAUUGAUUCUGAGAGCGAGAGUGACAGUGUUCGACGCUUGAAGCUUCGUCUGCCUCUAGUCCAUGAUUCAAACGACCUCGUCGAGUCGACAAAAGAGCGAUCUCCAACGUCGGUCAAAGAUGUCAUUCUAGCUGGAAAAACUAUACUAGGAAAAGUGCUUUCACCGACAAAAGAAAAGUACAACAAUCGUGAUAACAAUCGAGAAAAAAGUAAAUCUCCAGAAAACAAUCAACAACAUCGUCCGAUUCUGAUGACCAGACGUCAGCUGACUGACCCUUUCGGCUCUGACGAAGAAGAUGAAAGUAUGCAAGAUGAAAAUAAUAGGAAGAAAUCGAAUGGCCAGAUAACAAGAUCCGUUUCCUCAAAUGAAAGUGGACUAAUCAACUCAAGCAGGGAAAGUUCCGAGAGCCGAUGGUCCACUGGUCUCCCGAAUUCCUUGAACUCUAAUCAACAGCAGCGUUUGCUGAAUCGUCAUGAUGAGCUGAAAGAGCGAGCGAGACAGCUGCUGGAGCAAGCGCGACGGGAAGUCAAGUCCUCUGCCAGCGCCACUGCUAACCUUCACUCGCCCACUAAGGUGGAAGAAGAGCGACAGGCUCAGCUGCGUGAGAGAGCGAGAAAGCUGAUUGCUGAGGCGCGCAUGGGAGUCGUCACUUCUCCCACUCAAACUUCACCCUAUGGAGACAACACCCCGGUAGACGGACAAACUCCGGAUGGAGUCGACGAGCAGAACAACACAUUCAAUCGCAAUUCACCCUCCCGCACACUACCAACACCCAAGAAUGAGAAAAAUGGAAAUAUAUCGUGGGCGAGCGAAGAGAACAGUCCACGCCACAAGAAAGCUUCGUCACCUCUACACUCUUUCAAACCGCUCAUGGAUCGCAUCUCUCCAGAUAACGAUGCCAAUGAGCUGAAGGAUGUCAACUACAUUCAAAAUGAACUGGAAGCUUUAGAAAGAGAACAGAAACAAAUUGACAAAAGAGCAGCAGUACUUGAAAAAGAAUUGCGGAAAGUUAUGGAAGUUGGUGGUAAUGAACGAGAACGAGAAGAAGAAUUGAUGGUGAUGUGGUUCACAUUGGUGAAUAAGAAGAAUGCUCUACUUCGACGCCAAAUGCAACUCAACAUCCUAGAGAAAGAGGAUGAUUUGGAAAGGAGAUUUGAACUUCUAACAAGAGAAUUAAGAAGUAUUCUCGCAAUGGAAGACUGGCAAAAAACAGAUGAGCAGAGGUUGAGAGAGAAUUUGCUUCUAUCAGAACUCGUGAAUAUUGUGAAUAAACGAGAUGAGUUGGUCCAUCACCUCGAUUCACAAGAAAAGGCGAUUGAGGAUGACGAUAAAAUCGAGGAGGAUCUCAGUCGUGCUGGAAUUCCUCAGCGUCCCAAUAACUGCGUCAUACAGUGAACAUCAAAACAAAAGCACGUGCUUCAUUUUUGGAAACAGAUGCCGAAGAUCACUGCCUGAAUAUGAGGAGAAGUAUGGAGUAUAGAAGGAGUAUUCUAGACCUAUAUCGGAAUCCAAAGAAGACCAAUCGAGCCUAAAACUCCGCUCCAGUUAUUCAACAUUGGUUAGGUAGUGGUGUGCUCUCAAAGUACUGGUAAAAUUAAAUAUGGUACUCUAAAUAGAAAUACUGAAUUAGUCCAACAACAAUCUGACAGUUUUAAUUAGAUAUAUCUACUUAGUAGAUGGAUCUCUAUUCUUUAGAAUUUGAAACUAUCUUGCAAUUCUCAUUGUAAGAAUUACACUUGAAUUUCAAUGAUAAGAAUCGUUAUUCUAUGAUAAUUAUCUAAUACUAUAGAUGCUUAUUCCAUUUGAAAUACAAGAACUUGAGCAAUCAAAUUCCUGUGAUUUUUUAAAACGUAUCAAUAUGAGGCAAUUCUGCUGUACAGUCAGUUUUAUUUGAAAGCUUUAAAUUUCGUGAUUUAUGAAUUUAUUAUUACUUCUUUGGAAAAGUGAAAAUUCAAAGUCAACCAUCAUAUUAAAAGUUGAGUUUUUGGAAGAUUGCUCUUCUAAAACCAUUAUGGAGUUUUUUUUAUAAAAAACUAUAAACUUUGGAAACUGAGUUUGCCCUCUUUAUUUCUGUCUACUUUCUUUAUCUUACCUUCGCGGAUAAAUUUGUACAUAGUUAAUUAUUACUCGCUGUUACCUUUUCAUUAUGAUGCACAUAAAAUCUCAUGUUUUUGUUGUUACUUCCACAAUUUAUUGGAGUGUUUAUUGAAUAAGUAUGAUCAUUGUGUUGUCAACAGUCACCGUAUCGUCGUCUGCAAUAUGUUGCUCAGUGAAUUGUGCUUUAAUGUAUUAUUAUUUAUUUCUAUUUAUUCCGUCAUAAUUUAUUUGAUUUUUUUGUAAUAGAAGUGUGGGAAGUCAAUGAUUUUUUUUCUUGUUCUGUGAAUCGGUCGUGAUGUAUGAUUAUUGUUUUUUUGUGAAGCAAUAAGCAAUAAAAACUCAAGAUUAUAUGCUCCAGACCCUCUAUCCGCAAAAUAUUGCAUCAGCUAACAUGUCCUUGUUAGUUAGGUAAUAAAUAUCAUAAAAUUGUUGUUAUUCUAUAGUUAUCAAAUUGUUAUUUUAAGCUUGGUCAUUAUUUAAAUCAAAAAUAUUUUUUUCUUCUGACACUUAUAAAAACGUUUAGGAAAUCAACUUUGAUUUACCAACUUUUGUUUAUCCAGUUGGUGCUAAUCAAUUACAACAGCAACAGUUACAGAAUUGGCAAUCACGACACUCCCAUUUUAUGCGAUUAUAUUCUUUUUCGACUAGAUAAAUAACUCUUAUCAAAACUAUCGCUGUAAAUAAAUCAUAAAAAUAGUUCGGAAUUCUAUGAUGCUCUGGUUUCAGAGAUGAUUCUUUUAUAUGUUGUCUGUCUUAUGUUUAUAUUUGCCUGACUUUACAAAGUUUGUAGCAGUGUCGUCUUGUAUUUGUUCAUUUCUAGUUUUUGUAUAAAAUAAUUAUCUCUUAACCAAUUUUCAAGACUUAAUCAAGCCUGUUGUGACUUAUAAUUUUAAAAUAAUAGUUAAUAUUUUAUAGCAUUAAGAUUUGAAACUAUGGUAUUGUCAGGCAUUUACAUAAACCUUUUAAAUUGAUCUAAUUUAAUGAAACUCGUGAUAAUUUAAAUCAAAUCAUGACAUAUUUUUAGUCAUUAUUGCUACCAUCUUUAGAUUUUUUAAACCAUCAAUAAUAAAUAAUAUGUGUUAUAUACAUUUUAAUAUGAGAAUUUAAAAAGGGAAUCGUCUUUGAUUGAAAUAAAUUUUAAAUACGUAAUUUGGAUCGAAUUGCACAUUACGUCUUCAUUGUUUCAUGAAAUGUGGUGCCAUUCAUUUUUCUUAUUCGUGUUCUGCUUGUUAUUUAUGUAAAUUUAUCAUAGACUAUGUAUCAUAGAGUAGUAUUUUGUAAUUCACUUUUUAUAAUUGAUAGAGUUUUUAUUUGUUACCAAAUAAUGAUAAUAAUACUUUCAUACGCAUAUGAAUUAGUAAGUAUUCCACAUUCACAAUGUGAGUAGUUUACAUAUUGAUGUUUUAACUCACCAGUGUCCAGUCAAGGAUUUAGAUUUACGUUAGAAAUUCUUCAUUGCAGCUGGAAGAUUGUGUUUUUUCAGAAAGUUUACAGCGGAAAUGAAAAAUGCACACUGCUAUCAAUUGCACACUAUAAAUCAUCGUUAAAAACGUAUUACUUGUGAAUUUGUGUGCUAGAUGUUGAUGAAAAAUCUUUGGUUUAAAUUUAAAAUAUGAAGGAUUCACCAAAUUUUUAUAGUUAUCAUCUAAAUUUGUCAUAAACUUGGUAUAGUAAUGAAUAUGGUCGAACCCAAUCAAAGUUAUGUAUGAUACAUUAAAAACGGAUUUUUGGUAUAUUGGAUUAAAAUAUGCUAUAUUUCUAGCUCCCAUUCGAUUUCUCAAGUGACCGAGUAUAAGAUAUAAAUUGAAUCAGGGUAAACCGUAUUCUUGAAGGUACAUCAUCAUUAUAGUGUAGCCUACCUAUUUGGGUGAAUUCUCUUAAUGCUGUUUCGUGAAUAAUUAAAAUAAUCUAUAUUUAUUAAAUAAAACACAUAAAAUGUUAAUUCUACAUUUAGUCACGGUACAGGUCCAUGGUUCCAUUGAAUUUAAAAAUAAACUAUUUUAAAGGACUAUUUGGAAUUUUUAAUGAUUAUAUUCAUGAAUUCAAUUAAUUUCAUUGUUAAUAGAGUUUUUAUCAUAAAAUAAAAAUAGGAGCAAUGUUGUGAAAAUGCACCAAUUGAUGUUUUAAAAAGCUGUAAACUUUCCUGAAAAUGUUUCUAAGCAGAUAAUGUUUGAACUGAAUGUCUAAAAAGCUUAAAUUCAAGUUAUUUUCAUGCUUCAAAAUGUUUAUAUUUGCUUGAUAUUUUUUGUAUCUCAUGAUUGAGGCCUUAUUGUGAAUAAUUAUCGUGAUAGUAUUGGUUAUGCUGUUUAGGAAAGUAUAUGGUUUUUUAUUUUGUUCCUAGUAUGUUCUAAUUUUUAUUAUUUGUGAUAAUUAUGUCUUAAGAAGGAAUAAAAAUCAUUGCGUUUGAAAA